GAAACCUUUCUUCUUCUGCGGCGGAUUUGCUCACAAGAGAAUCAAAGACAUUAGUCUUGUGAAAGAUGAGUUUAAUAUCACAAAAUAUUCCCAGCCACAAGACUAAAAGAUUGGAGGUUUAUGAGCCUUCAUUUCUGCAAGGGAAUGAAGAUAGCACGGAUGGAAAAGAAUCUCAUUUAGAGAUCAUGAGGAUGACACAGAGAAAGAAAGCACGUAAAGGAGAGGAUGAGACGGUGGCAGUUGAGCAAGAAAAGGAAAUGAAGAAGCUGGAGAACUUUUUGUUUGGAUCAAUUUAUUCCCCAGUUGAGUUUGGGAAGGAGGAUGAGGAAGAAGCUGUAGACGAGGUCGGUAAAGGCUCUGCUUUAUUCUUUGUUGACCGUUCUGCAACUAUUGUGCAACCUGGUGAUGAAUAUGAUGCAGAAUUAUCAGAAGAGGAUAUGAAGCAAAGGAAACCUGUGUGGAUGGAUGAGGAAGAGGAAAAGGCCAACAUUAAUAUUUCUAAGGUUAAUAGAUUGAGGAAGCUGAGAAAGGAAGAGGAUGAAAGUUUCAUUUCUGGUUCUGAGUAUGUUUUACGAUUAAGAGCUCAACAUGCUAAGCUGAAUCCAGGUACAGAAUGGUCUCAACUUGAUUCACAAAUGAGGAACAAUAGAUACUCUGAUGAUGAAUCCUCUGAUGAAGAGAAUGGCUUAGUAGUGCCACGUGGUUACAAGGAGAUUGGAGCUGCCGAUGAUCUCCUUCGUACAAAUGAGGAUCUUGUUGUGAAGAGCAGCGGAAAGUUACUGCCUGGACUUCUUGAAUAUUCAACACUUGUGGAUGCAAAUGCAGAGGAACCUUGUAAUGGCCCAAUAAAUUCGGUGCAAUUUCAUAGAAAUGCUCAGUUGCUUCUUGCUGCUGGAUUGGAUCGAAGGCUUAGAUUUUUUCAGAUUGAUGGCAAACGAAAUACUAAGAUAGAAAGCAUUUUCAUUGAAGACUGUCCCAUACGGAAGGCAGCUUUUGUGCCUGAUGGGUCUCAGGUUAUUAUAGCUGGAAGGAGGAAGUUCUUUUAUAGUUUUGAUUUAGUGAAGGCAAAAGUUGAUAAAAUAGGUCCCCUAGUUGGUAGAGAAGAGAAAAGCUUGGAAGUUUUUGAGGUUUCCCCUGAUUCUAGUACGAUCGCAUUCGUGGGAAAUGAAGGUUAUAUCUUAUUGGUUUCCACUAAAACAAAGGAAUUGAUUGGGACACUCAAGAUGAAUGGAACAGUUCGCUCUUUAGCUUUUUCUAAUGAUGGGAAUCAACUAUUGAGCUCUGGUGGAGAUGGACAGGUUUACCACUGGGAUCUGAGAACAGGGGCCUGCUUCCACAAAAUGGUUGAUGAAGGGUGUAUCAAUGGUACAUCCCUUUGUACAUCUCCAAAUGGAUCCUUGUUUGCUGCUGGUUCAGACAGUGGGAUUGUUAAUAUUUAUAACAGAGAUGAGGUUUUAGGAGGCAAAAGAAAACCGAUCAAGACUAUAGAGAAUCUUACAACCAAAGUAGAUUUUAUGAAGUUCAAUAGUGAUGCUCAAAUAUUAGCUAUUUGUUCAAGCAUGAAGAAGAACAGCUUGAAGUUGGUUCAUGUUCCAUCAUAUACUGUAUUUUCCAACUGGCCACCCCAAAGGCAGGUCUUACACUAUCCCCGCUGUUUGGAUUUUAGUCCUGGUGGAGGUUUCAUGGCUGUGGGCAAUGCUGCGGGAAAAGUAUUAUUAUACAAGUUGCAUCACUACCAUCACGCAUAGAACAAAGGUUAUGAACUCACCAAACAAGACGCUGUUGUAUUAUUGAAGUUUUGGUUGCUAGCUUUCCUGACAGUUCCAUAUUUAAGGUGGUCUGGAAAGACAGUUCAGUUUGUGAUUCAAUAUGAUAGUUGCGAGCAUUGUGAUUGUUUCCUGUUACAAAAAACUUAUGCUGUUUUGACCUCCAAUCUUUUUUGGCUUAAUGUUGUAUCAAAAUUGACAUUAAAAUUGUUUGGCAAGGUUUACAGAUUCCGUGUAAUUACUUUUCAUUGAAAUACCUUUUUUCUUUAUUUUCUUAUAGAAUAUCGUUGACUU
This is a messenger RNA of Fragaria vesca subsp. vesca, 2060 nucleotides long. RefSeq names its product U3 small nucleolar RNA-associated protein 18 homolog. Gene Ontology annotation, biological process: rRNA processing. Gene Ontology annotation, cellular component: small-subunit processome; Pwp2p-containing subcomplex of 90S preribosome. Lineage: Eukaryota; Viridiplantae; Streptophyta; Magnoliopsida; Rosales; Rosaceae. The record is from RefSeq and is a predicted model, not a curated record. The transcript is spliced from 2 exons. Gene Ontology annotation, molecular function: protein binding. The coding region runs from base 66 to 1748 and encodes 560 amino acids.